Danaus plexippus (monarch butterfly) is the source of this 2257-nucleotide messenger RNA. It is a transcript of the gene Ns2, whose product is annotated as nucleolar GTP-binding protein 2. Gene Ontology annotation, molecular function: GTP binding. The coding region runs from base 135 to 2204 and encodes 689 amino acids. The record is from RefSeq and is a predicted model, not a curated record. The transcript has a single exon. Gene Ontology annotation, cellular component: nucleolus. Lineage: Eukaryota; Metazoa; Arthropoda; Insecta; Lepidoptera; Nymphalidae.
UCAAAGUUUAUGGCAAUUGUAGAUCGAAAUGCGAAUGCCAUGUUCAAGUUAUAACCUAUAAUUUUGUGUUUUAAGGUGUAUUGUGAAAUUAAUUACUCCAUUUCUAGUUUUCUAAUUGCAAAAACAAAUUAAAUAUGGGGAAAGUGAGGUCCGCACCGGGUGCACCCCGGAAGCAGGGUUUCAAUAAAUCUGGUCAUUCUAUGAACCCUGAACGGCCUACAGAAGGACUUCAAGGGGUAGGAAAACCUCGAACAAAGGGAACUAUAAAAAGGCUUCAAAUGUAUAGGAACUUCAAGGCCAAAAGAGAUAAAACUGGCAAAAUUCUAACUCCCGCACCAUUUCAAGGUUGGCUUCCAUCAGGCAGUCAAGCUCGUGUCGAACCAAACCAAAAGUGGUUUGGUAAUUCGAGAGUGAUAUCACAGAAUGCGUUACAGAAGUUCCAAGAUGAGUUUGGAGCUGCUGUUAAAAAUCCAUACCAAGUUAUAAUGAAACCUACCAAUUUACCAAUUACGCUACUAAAUGAAAAGGCUAAACAUGCUAGAGUUCAUCUGUUAGAUACAGAAGGUUUUGACAAAACAUUUGGUCCUAAAAAACAGAGGAAGAGGGUGAAUUUGAAAUUUAAUGACCUUCAAACUUUAUCAAAGGCUGUAGAGGAAAAUACAGAAAAAUAUGAUGAAACCAAGGAUGUAGAUCGGGUUCGUGAUGAUGAUGGUGUCAGAGAGGGACAGAGAGAAUGGAUCUUUGGAGCUGGUAUGAGUAGAAGAAUUUGGAAUGAACUGUACAAAGUAAUAGAUUCAUCAGAUGUUUUAUUGCAAGUUCUGGAUGCUAGAGACCCUAUGGGCACCAGAUGUCCGUAUGUUGAAAAAUUCCUCAGAGAGGAAAAACCACAUAAACACUUGAUUUUUAUAUUAAACAAAGUUGAUUUAGUCCCAAAUUGGGUAACACAAAGAUGGGUUGCCAUACUUAGUUCAGAAUAUCCUACGGUAGCUUUCCAUGCCUCAAUGACUCAUCCAUUUGGUAAAGGUUCACUUAUCAAUUUAUUGCGCCAGUUUGCUAAACUACAUAUAGAUAAAAAGCAAAUCAGUGUUGGUCUGAUUGGUUACCCAAAUGUUGGAAAGUCAUCUGUUAUAAACACACUGAGAGCAAAGAAAGUGUGUAAAGUCGCCCCUAUUGCAGGUGAAACUAAAGUAUGGCAAUACAUAACAUUGAUGAGAAGAAUUUAUCUAAUUGAUUGUCCGGGUAUUGUUUACCCAUCAGCAGAAACUGAUACUGAAAAAGUUCUUAAAGGUGUUGUAAGAGUUGAACUUGUACAAAACCCUGAAGAUUAUAUUGAGGAAGUUCUGAAGAGAGUUAGGAAGGAGUAUUUAAUAAAAACAUAUAAAGUCGAAGGUUUUGAGACGGCAACAGAAUUCUUAGAGAAACUUGCAGCUAGAACAGGUAAACUGUUGAAGAAAGGUGAACCUGAUAUAGCUCAGGUAGCAAAAAUGGUGCUGAAUGAUUGGCAAAGAGGUAAACUUCCUUUUUAUGUUGCUCCUGAAGGCUUUGAAGUUCCUUUGACCAAACAGCAAGAGAUUGAACCAAAAGAAUCACAAGAGAAGGUUCCAGAAGAAAAAGCGGAAGAAGCAGUUCAAGAGUCAGUUACAGAAUCCAAUGAAUCCAAAGAUGAGAAUUCAGAAAAACCAAGUCUUACAGUAAACAAACUGGUGAUAGCACAAGACUUUGCUAAAAUAAGAGUAGGCCUGCAAUUUGAUAAUGAAGAUGAUGUGAGGCCCCUUGAGGAAGUUUCGAUUCCCGAAGAAUUGAAAGGUAUCGAUGAACAGAAUGACGACAGUGUAGUACAGGAGGAAGAUAAAAAAGAGAACGGUGAAGACAAUGAUGAUAGUGAUUCAGAUAUAAGUAACUUUUACAGCGAUAAUGAGGAUGUAUGUAGUGAUGUUGAAGAUCACUUAACAAAUGAUCCUGAAACUGUAAAAGAAAUUAAGAGGAAGAAAUUAGAAGUAGCCAGUGGCACGUUCAUAGUGGAAGAAGUGUCUAAAAAGAAGAGGAAGAUAAAUGAGGGUACAGAGGCACCGGUGAAAAAUAAAUUGACGGCCAAACAAAGACGAGCAGUCGAAAGAGCACACAAAAGAACGAAAACCGGGAGCAACUUCUAUGAAGUAUCAAACGUUAAGAACAGAAACAGAAAUAGGAAGAAACCUGUUUAAAUAUUUGCCACACCUUUAUGUAUUUUAAGUUCAAUAAAACAAACUUUUGUCAA